Messenger RNA from Aureobasidium subglaciale EXF-2481, 678 nucleotides. RefSeq lists its product as uncharacterized. Bases 281 to 571 code for a protein of 96 amino acids. The record is from RefSeq and is a predicted model, not a curated record. NCBI's taxonomy places the organism in Eukaryota, Fungi, Ascomycota, Dothideomycetes, Dothideales, Saccotheciaceae. The transcript has a single exon.
GACAUCAGCGCCGACGCCGACACAAUCAAGCAACUGCAAAAGGAGACCGAGAAGCUCGCUUCGCAAAAGAAGUAAAUAAGCAUACUUCGAUGACCUGCACGCCUCGGAAAUACCCAGCAAUACACGAAAGAGCAUGAUUUGUAUAUUAUCAGGAGCAUGGUCGAGAUUGUAACGGAUUGCCCUUCGUCUUUGUAGCAUAGUCGAAAUCGACUCCAAACAUUUCAAAAUUCUCCGUCAAUGUCGACAGGCUGCGCGCUAUACGCUGCGGUAUCAAGCAAACAUGUGUCGGAAGGUUAUUCAAUAUGAGCUGAACACUGAGCCUAGGCUCUGUGCUUGUUCUUGGUUGAUGGCAGGGGCAGACAGCGGGGCGCUCUUCGUUCAAACUUUGUGUCUCAUAGCUGCUUACUCUACCUUCUUAGAAUCUCCUCCAGGUGCCGGUUAUGCAGAAGCAUUGGUGGCUGCCAUGUCGGGAGUCCUUCCCAUGACCUACCUGUAUGGCUUCCCUCAGCUGCCUUCAAGCACUGCUUCAUGCGCUCUGCGUUUCUUGCUAGGAGAAGUGGCUUGGAAGUAGUCGACGUUUCCUACCAAGGCGUAGGCCCCAUGACCUGAACAUAUCCAAGUCCAAAACGCCUCGACAAAUUCGCGCAAUGACAGCUCAUUUCGUCCCACGCAGUCCUG